CUUCUCUACUCUCAACUCAUCUUGAAUGGCAUUCUCUGGAGCUCUUACACUGACUGAUCUUAAUGACUUCCUAACCCCAUCUCAAGCAUGUAUCAAGCCCGUUGAGCAGGUGAACGAGACGCAGGAGAUCAUUGAGCCUGGUGCCGCUACAACCGAAAUUGUGAUUGACUCCCGUGGAUCAUACUACGAAGUCUCAGCAAACGGUGUAUCCACUAAUACAUCUUCCAAGGGCACAGAGCGGAAGCUCCAGCAGGCCCAGAUCAGCUUGAACGAUUGCCUUGCUUGCAGCGGUUGUAUAACAUCGGCCGAAUCCGUAUUGAUCACGCUACAAUCCCACACGGAGGUCCUUAACUUCUUGGACUCCAAUCCUCCAAUUUCCACGCCAGGUCACAAGAUUCCGGUGCUCUCCAUUGCGCCACAGACCCUCGCGUCACUCGCAGCGUCCCUCUCGUCGUCAUCCGGUUCCCAUGUGAGCCUCCGUCAAAUACUAAGGAAAGUGCGAGCAUUCUCUACACGAAUACUUGGGUUCGAGCAUGUUUACGACAUCACGUUUGCUCGACAUAUUGCUUUGCUCGAGCACACGCAAGAAUUUUCCGAGCGGAAGAACGGAAACGGGAAACUUCCGAUGCUAGCGAGUGCCUGUCCGGGAUGGAUAUGUUAUGCUGAGAAAGCACACUCCGAAAUGCUACCUUUUAUCGCUAGGACGAAGAGCCCCCAACAGGUGAUGGGAACUCUGGUCAAGUCAUGGUUCGGAAAUCGUUGGGGAGUGCAACCAGAUCAGAUUUACCAUGUGUCAUAUUCGACUCGGGAUGUAGACUGCGUAAUCACGACUGGAGAGCUCGAACUUAUGAUGCGCGACAAAGGCUGGGAUCUUUCACAGACAGUAGAGAACGAAGGUAUCCCUGAUGUCGACACUGAAAUCCCAGAGCUCCUGUCACACCCUGGGACCAGCUCUGGAUCUUACCUACACUCUCUCAUCAAUUCUAUCACCGCAAGCUACACGUCCCCUGUGGACCUUACCAUAAAAUCCAUCCGUACAUCUGAUUACGAAGAAUUCACUCUUCGCGCUCGGGACACCGGCGAGGUGCUUUUUAAAGGCGCAAAAUGUUAUGGUUUCCGUAACCUACAGAAUGUCGUACGUAAGGUAGGUCGUGAGGCUGGUGUGCAAGUUGGGAGGGGUGCUGCUGGAAGGUUGGUUGGGAUGCGUGCAAAGAAGCGUGGUGGGGAGGACGAGAAGGGGUAUGAUUAUGUCGAAGUGAUGGCGUGUCCGGGCGGGUGCGUCAAUGGUGGUGGACAGUUGAAACCCAUUGCACAGGUGGCAGGGCAGAAAGAGGAUGAAGAAGGGUUUACGAGGACCUGGGAGGAGAGCGGUGUCCAGAUGCCAGUACCAGGGGAAGAUAGUGCGAUGCAAGGGGCCAAAUGGGGAAACAGAGAGUGGACGAAGGAAGUUGAAAGGGUGUAUUGGCACGACUUGCCUACACCGCCUCCAUCACCGGGACGUCAUGAUCGGGAUCUUGAAACCCCAUUCGUUUGCGGAGACCGUCUUGCGGCUCAGGUCAAGAUGGAUCUUUGUCACCCCACAGACGGAAGCCUGGACGGAGGUUGGGGUUCCAUCAUGGACGAAGAAGCAGAGACACGACGCCGUGAACUGUUUCGGACUCAGUAUCGAGCUGUUGAAAGCGAGGUAGUCGGACUUGCUGUGAAAUGGUGA
This is a messenger RNA of Suillus fuscotomentosus, 1711 nucleotides long. RefSeq names its product iron hydrogenase. Gene Ontology annotation, molecular function: 4 iron, 4 sulfur cluster binding. Bases 26 to 1711 code for a protein of 561 amino acids. The record is from RefSeq and is a predicted model, not a curated record. Gene Ontology annotation, cellular component: cytosolic [4Fe-4S] assembly targeting complex. Gene Ontology annotation, biological process: iron-sulfur cluster assembly. The transcript has 6 exons. NCBI's taxonomy places the organism in Eukaryota, Fungi, Basidiomycota, Agaricomycetes, Boletales, Suillaceae.